Molecule: messenger RNA, 1773 nt
Organism: Metarhizium brunneum ARSEF 3297
Lineage: Eukaryota; Fungi; Ascomycota; Sordariomycetes; Hypocreales; Clavicipitaceae
Source: RefSeq, a predicted model, not a curated record
AUGGCGCAACUACGACUCCGGGCGAUGCCCUCGACGACGACCCUGCGGAGCUAUGCCUUUGGUAGGCUGUUGGCGGUUCACAUCCCACGAGGGCUCGCUCCGCAUGCUAUGAGACGAUGCUAUUCAACAGACAUUGAACCCGAAAAGCCUAAGCCUCCAAGGCAAGGGAAUGAGAUGAAGCUGGGGAGGUCGUUCCAGGGCCAGGUAAUGGGAAGCAUUGGAGCACGAUUGAGACGCGAGCGAGAGCAGAGAGAGCAGUAUGAACGAUGGAGAAACAUGAAAGACCCCUCAAGGAACUGGAUGAUUACCUUCUUGUUCCUUUCUAGUAUAGGUAUCGCAUAUUACAUGGGCACAUUCUGGCCUCGCGAAGCCGAACCCACCUCGACCCUCCCGCUUUCCAAGGUCCAAGACCCCAGGCAUAAUACGAAGCUCGAAAACAUGCAGGCCGCCUGGGCAGACUUUGUCAAGAUUGUUGGCAAGGAGCAUGUCAGUACUCUCGAGACGGACAUCGAGCACCACGCCUCCUCCGCAUGGUCUACCCACCAACCAAAGCCGGACGAGAAACCCUUUUGUGUGGUGUAUCCUAGCAGCACCGAGGAGGUUUCAGAGAUAAUGAAGGUCUGCCACCAGCGACGCAUUCCCGUUGUCGGCUACAGCGGCGGCACGAGCUUGGAGGGCCACUACACGCAGACAAGAAGGGGCAUCUCCAUCAACUUUGGCAGAAUGAACAAGGUCCUUGCACUCCAUAGGGAUGACUUGGAUGUGGUUGUUCAACCAGCCGUUGGAUGGGAGUCAUUGAAUGACGAUCUCGCCAAGGAUAACCUUUUCUUUCCGCCUGAUCCGGGCCCAGGCGCCAUGAUUGGCGGCAUGGUUGGCACUGGAUGCAGCGGUACAAAUGCUUACAGAUACGGCACGAUGCGCGAGUGGGUGCUCAGUCUAACUGUCGUCAUGGCCGAUGGCACCAUUAUCAAGACUAGACAACGGCCGCGAAAAAGCUCCGCGGGCUACGACCUUACCAAGUUAUUCAUCGGAUCUGAGGGCACUCUUGGUCUUAUCACCGAAGCUACGCUCAAGGUCGCCGUGAAGCCGGCGUCUACCAACGUGGCUGUCUGCACUUUCCCAUCCAUCCACGACGCUGCUACCUGUGUCAGCAAGGUUGUUGGUGCGGGUGUUCCGAUCGCUGCUGUUGAGAUCCUAGACGACAACCAGAUGAAGUUUAUCAACUCUGCCGGUAUGACGUCGCGUUCGUGGACCGAGGCUCCCACGCUGUUCUUCAAAUUUUCAGGCACCCCAGCUGGCGUGAAGGAGCAAAUUUCUCAAGUUCAGAGCUUGGCUAGACAGGCUGGCAGCAAGACAUUUGAGUUUGCCAGAAGCCAAGAGGAGCAGGAUGAGCUGUGGAGUGCCCGAAAGGAAGCCCUCUGGAGCACCAUGUCUGUGAUGAAAGAAGGUGACAGAGUCUGGACUGGGGAUGUUGCCGUGCCUAUGAGCCGGCUGCCGCAGCUGAUUGAGGAGACAAAGGAGAAUAUCCGUAAGAGUGGUCUGACGGCCUCGAUUGUCGGACACGUCGGCGAUGGAAACUUCCACACAAUCCUGACGUACAGCGAGCCUCAGCGAAGCAAGGCCGAGGCGGUUGUCCACAAGAUGGUCAAGCGUGCCAUUGAGAUGGAAGGAACUGUGACUAUCAAGAAGGCGUUUGACCCCCUGUGCUUGCUGAACUGCGACAAGAUUGUUCGCAUGCAGAGGCCCAAAAAGGGAGAGGUUGAGGAGUGGUGA